UUCAGAAAGCAGAUAAAUACACCUGUGAUAAAAAACAAAUAAUAUGUUGAACUCAACACCGCUCAUAAAAGAAAACGUAGGUGAAGUGCUUACAUCAGAGACAGUAGGUUUUUCUCGUAUCCCUGAACAGGCACGCAAAAUGUCGGUGGAAAAGGGAUUUAGCCUGAACAUUCUGGUGCUGGGACGCAGAGGCAGUGGUACACGCACACUGAUAAACAACCUGUUUCUGUCUCCGAUAUUGAGCAAUGAUAGACCAAAUGCGCUGACGACAACGUGUGCACAGGUCACAGAAAAUGGCGUGUGCCUAAAUGUGAGAAUAUCAACAUGCCAUGAACUGGAUGAGGAUAACAUGAUAAAAUUUAUCAAGAGUACAAACUUCAACUACUUUGAGGCACAAGAAGGAUUAAUGGAGGACACAGGCGACUUAAGGGUGCAUGUAUGCCUGUUCGUGCUCCCUACCGAUACGCUACUGCCCGACGAGCUGAGGUUGAUGGGUAACAUCGGCCAAUACACCAAUCUAAUACCUGUGAUUGGCAAGGCUGACGCGUACAUGCAAGAUGAACUGGUUGAACGGAAGGCUAGGAUCAUGGAACAGCUGAACGAAAAUGAUGUGAAAAUGUUCAUGCCAGAGGAACUGGAUGGAGAGAAUAACACAGCCACACUGCCAAUGGCUGUGACGGCCAGUGAAAGCCUAUUCAAAAUCAACGGACAAACAAAACGUGGAAGGCUGUACAAGUGGGGCUUCGUUGAUGUGAACGAUACGACCUGUAACGAUUUUCUUUACCUCAGAAAGAUGUUGAUAGGAACCCAUCUUGAGGAGAUCAAGAGAAGCUUUGAAACGAAGUUUUACGAGGAGUUUAGAAUAGAGCAGCUGAGGAUUGAAGAAAAGAAAUUGAUGAUCAUGAAAUACAGGGGCGAGAAGUUGUUGGAAGCGUUUGAGGAAUGGAAGAAUUCCAACGGUAAAUGCGACAAACUAACCGUGGUCAAAACACCUGAUAACGAAAAUAUCAAGGAAAUUACAAUACAUGAUGAAUAAAAAGUUCCUAUACGUCAA
Vavraia culicis subsp. floridensis is the source of this 1054-nucleotide messenger RNA. RefSeq lists its product as uncharacterized. The record is from RefSeq and is a predicted model, not a curated record. NCBI's taxonomy places the organism in Eukaryota, Fungi, Microsporidia, Pleistophoridae. The coding region runs from base 44 to 1036 and encodes 330 amino acids. The transcript has a single exon. Gene Ontology annotation, molecular function: GTP binding; GTPase activity; molecular adaptor activity. Gene Ontology annotation, cellular component: septin ring; septin complex; cell division site. Gene Ontology annotation, biological process: cytoskeleton-dependent cytokinesis.